AUGGAGCAACAAGUACCGCUCAACUACGAGGCUUCGGCCGGCGACACAAACAAGCAGGUCACGACUACUCUACCGCAAGAAGUCGUGCAAUGCCUUGAAAAUGCGCGAUUCCUCCACCUGGCAACAUGCAACGAUAACAUCCCCAAUGUCUCGCUCAUGAACUACACCUAUCUCCCUUCGUCGAACUACUCCAGCGGUCCCGUCAUUGUCAUGACCACGAACCCCGCUUCCAGGAAGACACAUAACCUUCUUUCGAACCCCAACGUCUCUCUCCUGGUUCACGACUGGUCUUCCCACCGACCUCCGACUUCCGGACGACGCCCCUCAGGCGGCAGCCCCGGCCCCGAACACCGCUCCAGCUUAGCCUCGCUACUCCUUAACCUAAACACCGCAGCAGUAUCCAGCAUCAGUGCCACGAUCAACGGAACCGCAAGGCUGGUGGAUAAUGGCUCUGACGAGGAGAAGUUCUACCGCGAGGCGCACCUCGAGAACAACACCUUCGACGAGGGCCAGACGUUCAACCCAAGCGUGCAGGCUGAGGAUGGCGGCAGGGGAUGCUUUGUUGCUGGAGAGGAGGUACGAGUCAUUGUUGUAACGAUCAAGGAAAUGAGGAUCAGCGAUUGGAAGGGUGCGGUGCGGGAUUAUGUCCUUGUGGAAGGAGACCCUGCCAUUGCUCCUCAGGUCAACGGCGUACGGUAG
Messenger RNA from Colletotrichum truncatum, 699 nucleotides. Its product is annotated as pyridoxamine phosphate oxidase. Gene Ontology annotation, cellular component: nucleus; cytoplasm. The record is from RefSeq and is a predicted model, not a curated record. Lineage: Eukaryota; Fungi; Ascomycota; Sordariomycetes; Glomerellales; Glomerellaceae.